AGAGCCCAGAAUCUCCCAGCGUUCCCCCCCGGAGUGACUGCACAGCGCCCUCCACUGGUGGUGUUUACAGUGGGGGCAGAAGACCCUCCGUGCCCAGCGACCCCCCGCAGAUCACCCAGCUCAGCCAGGAUAUAUCAGAGGCGGAGAGCUGGGUGCGGGAGAAGCUGCAGGAUCUGGGGGACCAGUAUGAUGUUUUCCCCCCACCGGAGCAGGAACAGAGCGCCCGAUCCAUACAAGGAGACAUCAGGAGCUUCGAGGCGACCAUGAUGAAGCUGAAUCAGAUGAGUGAUGAUCUUUCGAGGACUGAGACUCCCAGUGCAGCAACUGUUCGCACUCAGCUCCAAAAUCUGAAGGACCAAUGGCAGCUUCUGAAGCAUACAGCGACCAAUCACAGCAAGGAAGUGGGCGGAACUAAAGCACUGCAAGAGUUUAAUAAGAAGGCGGAUGAGCUGGAGAUGUGGAUGAGGGAGAAGGAGGAGAUCCCGCCACUCAGCUUGUUGCUGGACGAGAACCUGGACAAAGUGCAGUUGAGCCGCCGGAUCUUGGACCUCAAGCAGGAGCAACUGUAUUACAGCAACUUGCAGGAGAACAUCAACAGUCUGGCCCAGAAGCUGGAGAAAUUUGGCCGGGCGGAGAGCCGCGGCACAUCCAACCGGAGGAAGCACCUUAACAGAAUGUGGCUGAGGCUCCAGGGCUCUCUGGAAGAAUAUCAGCGGAGUCUACAGCUGGCCCUGGAAGGGGCUUCUCUCUGGCAGCAAGCGGACACUGUCCUGAGGGCCAUGCAGGAGAAGAAGGACGCAGCUGGUGGACACAGAGACCAGGAUCUCAGGGAUAUUGCUAGUCAGAUCAUGAUGUUGGAUGUCUCGGUGUCUCAGGUCUCCAGUCUGCACCCUGUUCUGGCCUCCAGAGCUUUGCACAGACAGCGGCAGGUGAAGGAGAUUUGGUCCCAGCUUCAGCAGAUAGUCCGAUCCUUUCAGGAAGCUAUGUACAGCACCCUGCUGGCCCCUCCUAUCAGCCACGAUCUGCUUGCAUUGCAUAGGAAAGCACAGAAACCCAAUGAUGACAUCACUGCAGAUAAAAUAAGGACAGGAAAGUCCUCGAGAGGCUCCACAUUCACCAGAGAACUGGGGAACUCAGUGACCCCCGACAUACGGGAGCAGAGCGGCGUGGGAAAGCAGCAGCAAAGCAUCCUGGGAAACCAGACCAUUGUGUCUCAGAAGGAGCCAAACACCGGGGGCGGCAAAGUACCUAUCCCGCUACGCCCAACGCUGGAAACUGGACCCAGCAGCACAUGUGGGAAAUUACUGAAGUGCAGAGAAGAGAGUGACAACAGCAAGAAUAGUUGUCAGAGACACUCCCCACCUCCAGGUAGUGAGGAAGAAAGUCUUCUCAGCGAGCUGAAGGCCACAUCACAAUGGCUACAGAAUCUGGAACAGCUUCUAUCGGAGCCUGCUGCCAUGCGCAGCCCGGAGCUGGUCCGUCGGGACCUGAGGCAGGUGUCCUACCUGGAGAAACAGUUGAAGUCACGAGGCGUGGCUCUACACUCUGCAGGGAGAUCGGUCCGGGGGUCCGGGUGGAGUGUGGACAAGGAGAUGCAGGUCCAGGUCCGGGAGGUGGAGGAGAGGCUGCAGACGGUACAGGAGGCGCUCCGCCGCCGCACCUCCGAUCUGAGAGACACGUUGGUGCUGUCGGAGUUCAUGAAGGUUGUCCAGAUAGAGGAGGAGAGGCGGAGGAGGAGUACGAUGCUCGGUGGACCCCCAGAUCCCCCUCCAGAACCGGCAGACAGGAAGGACGUGUUCACCCCUUUGGAAGAGCUGCAGGAAGCGGUGGAAAUGCUGAAUGAUGCAGCGAAGGAGAGAGAGCGAGCGUUGGCUGCCACCAAAGGGACAACUGACCUGGAUAGGCGGCUCUUGGCGCUCUCCCAGAUGAUCGAGUCAGCCAGCGCCCUGACCCAGGAGGUGCGGAGGAAGAUGGAGGAGGUGGAGCAGGAUUAUAUGGCAGCAAAGAAGUAUACAGAGCUGAGAGACCUGCAGGAGAUUUCUGCACUACACCAACAAGCCGAGGCAGAGGUGACGGGAGAGAUGCAAGCAGAGGUGCGGAGGCUGGAAGAGCAGGGGGGCUCGCUACAAGCCCUCUGCCCCCAGAGGAGCCAGGUACUGAGGAGAAGCAUUGAGGAAACCCUUCAAGCUUGGAGCCAGCUACAGGAGGACAUCCAGAGGAACCGCACCCGAUUACAUAGAACCUCCCAGCUGAGAGAAUUCUUCCUGAGCUAUCUGGGGAUGAUAUCCUGGACCGAGGAAACGAGAGCUCAGAUCCUGUCGGACAGCCCAGAGGACCGGCUCAGCCCAGCAUGGAGGGAAGGACUGGAGAGAAGCAUUGACAGCAAGAUGAAAGAGUUUGAGGUGCUGGCGGGGGUUGGCUGGAAGCUGAUUGGAGAAGAUCGGCUUCUGACGCAGACGGUUAAGGAGCGUCUGGAGGAGCUACAAGGAAUGCUGAGCUGGGUACUAAUGAGAUGGCGAUGUCAGAAACACCCGAGGAUCCUGGGAAACAAGACUCCGAGGACCAAAGAGGCUGUAGAGCCCACCCAGACGGAGGACACGCAACAUACGCACGGGUCUCUCCACUUUGGCAAAUCUGAGUGCCCAACAGAAGAGGACGUGACCACACCCACAGUUACGCCCCCAAGGGGCCCUGUACGACGUAGGUACAGGCGAAAGGCGCUGAGCCCCAUGUUAUUUCAGCAACCAGGGGGGGCAGACAGCGAGGAGGGGGCAGAGCUGUUUGAAGAUGCCCCCAGGAAGUGCGCUGGUGGACCAUUGUGGCUGGAGCCCAAAAUAUUACCAACGGGACCCAGCGUGGAGGAAGUAGAGGAGGAGGAGCCACUCAUGACGUCACCCCCUAAAUCAUUCUGGAAGCGCUGUCAGGGGAUAUUAGGGGGAACGUUUGGCAGCUUAAAGAGAAAGAACAGAUUGUCGCUUCCUGUGCAGGAGGAGGUCAGCACCUACUUGAAUGCAAAGGAAAGUGAGGGACCAGAUGCAUGCCAAAGCUUGACCUUGCCACGACCAUCCAAAAAAAGUCGGUCGUUUGAACAACAUACUUUGAUAUCUACAAAUGACUCAAAUAUUAGAUCAAGUUUGCUUUUCAGGAGCCUCAAGAGAAAGGAAAAAGCACAAAGGUGUACAGUGCAAGGGAUUAUGGACCUGCACUCUGAUAAAAAGCUUAUCACUGAAGAGAGCACCAAAUACGAAACCUCCACCUGGCCUCCCAAGCUUGACAGGACCACCCCGCAACCCGAAUGUGGGAACUUUCUCAAUUAUGUCAAAAACCCACUGACAAAAGAGAUUGAUGCUGAAUGUGCUGUGUCCGGGGCAGAUAUCGAGCAAACGGAAGUGGAAAGUCUUAAUUCUACCCAACCGAUCUCUCAGGCCACGUGUCCACAUCUGACUUUGGGUUCCGUCUUGGUUCUGGAUCUAUCCAAGGAAGCUAGUCUUGUGGACAACAUUCAGGAGUCACUUCGAAUAGAAUCUGUAAAAGAAAAUGGGUCCGGUCAUUUUUCAGAUUCUGGAGUUGCAGAUGAAAUAGAAAUCACAGACACUGCAGAGCCCAAUAAAGAGGACCGUGGCCUCCAAGACACUAUGACAUCAUUCCAGUCUUCGUCUUCAAAGUCAUGGAUUGAAGCAUUAACAACCAGCUCUGGCUAUUGCAGGCAAAACAUACAUGGCUAUGGAAAGGUGGCAGACGCUUCACGAUCACAAGACCUAGAUAAGCUAAACGAUGACUUUAUCCAUUUUCAGAUAGAUAGACUUUCAGCCACUAAUGUUUUUCAUCACCUGGAAUCUGAGAGCGGUGGACAAAGAACCGACUCAACGUUGGGUGAAAUGCAGUAUGUAAGUACAUCCAGCCAUUCAGAGGACAACCACCCUUCCAAAUACCAGAAUGGAGUUGGUACUGUCACCUCAACCAUCUUCCCAAAAGCUUCAGAUCGUGUAAAGCCCUAUAACGAUGACAUGAAUAAUUCCACCUAUGUAGAGUUUGUCAGAACGUACAAUGCAAAACCCAACUCUAUAAACAAACCUUACAGCUCACCCAACAACCCACCCAAAAAGAGGACUAAUAAGAAGGUUGCUUCUCAUUCAUUCCCCGAAGUGCUCCACCCUGAUCAGGAGUUUUUGGAGCAUGAUGAUAAGGAGCUGGAAGACAUCUGGAAUAAUGCUAAACAGGGGCAACUAGAGAACCCAAUCCAGAAACCUCACAUCGUAUCACUGAAGGCAAAUGAAGGAGACAAGUUGACUAAAGCAAAUCAAGAGACUCCAAAUCACAAAGGGCCCAGUGGCCAAGUAGUCAUGAGGUCGGAGCCCAACAUGUUGGUGGCCACGUUUACAUUGCCCACCUCGGUUGUCUUAUCUACAGGCUCCGGGAUGGAGAAGGACCAAAGGGAAGACGGCAGCCUGAUUCAAGAAAGAGUUGUGUCCACUUCUACUUCAAAGGAGAGUAAUCAAAUAGAGAAAUGUCAGCAAACAACGGGGCAAGAGCCACAUGCUUUGGAGAAUAAGUCUGAUGGAGUGGAGACAUCCAUAACCACGGUGACUCGGAAACUGGACUAUCAGCUGAUGGAAGGUUCCCUGGAGAAGAAACACAUCCUGCAGUCGGGGGGAAGAAAGGCCUCUUCCCGCACCUGGGGGGUGUUUUACUCUGUGCUGGUGAGGAGAACCCUCUGUUUCUACCACGACCGCAAACAUUCCACGAAGAGCCCAUUGUCCGCGCCCCCCCUCCACCUCACAGGCGCCCUCUGCACACCAGAAUCCGACUACAAUAAGAAGAGCAACUGCUUCCGCCUGAGAUUGAGGGACGGCUCUGAGUUCCUGUUCCGGGCCCCGACCUCCGAGUUGCUGCAGGAGUGGGUGUGCAAACUCCGCCAUAAUUCAGGCGUUGAAGACACAGAUCCACUCCGAGACCCGGCACUGGUGGUUGACCGCUCUCCACAUCUCACAUCUCGAGGGAACCUGCUGAAUUCCUGUAUACCAGACCUGUGCCAGCCGGUGGCAGUGCGAGGCAGAAACCCGGCAGAGCCACAUCUAGAGCAAUUCAGUGUGCCAAGUGGCGGCGGCAGAGCUGACACUCAUCAGGCGAGGUCUUGGGUAUCAGACAACAUCCCGGAGUCUGCGGAUUCAGAGUUUGAUGUGAGUCUGACAGCCAGCAGGAGGCGCUCCCGCUCUUUCAGCUCAGUCAUGUAUCAGAAGAUGACCUCAUUUCCCAGCCCCCCGGAGACGUCACCCAGCUACUCCGUCACCCUGUACAUCGAUGAACCGCUCACCCCGCGCACGCGCUGCCACUCCUUCGCCUCCUCCCAAAUAAGAAAUAGCAGCUCCGAUCUGAAGUUGAGGAAUAAGUCCGUGUUCAGGAAGUUAUUCUGGAAGAAGGAAUAAAGCAGCCGCUCCGCGUGGGUGGUACCCUCGAAUCUCAGGUUGCAGACCUCUGGUGUGUGGAGGACUGUGGAAUGUCUGGCCCUGAUAGGUGGACAGCGAUCACAUGACUGACUUGUUUUUGCAGGCCUUGGCAGUAGAAGAACAGCUGGAACAUGGAAUGUCGUACAGGAAACAUGAGACUAUCAUGAUAUUUCCGGAUAAAUGUGACCGAUAAGAAAGUGAUAUUAAAUAUAUUUUAUGUUUCUUCUAUACCGGAAGUGCCACUUACAAUGAAAGGAAAGGCAAGUGAAAAGGAAAGACUUGGAGGCGCUAUCGGCGCCCCCUGGAGGAGGAUCUGGAGAAAUCCCACAGCAACUGAACUCCUUUACCCCAACACUGAGCAAAUAAUAUUAUUAUUCUGACUAUUUCUAUUUAUUUCUAGUUUGUAGUUUCUCUGGGACCUUAUUUUAUAUUUUUUAUUAUUCUGAAAUAUAUCAUGUUGUCAUAUUACAAGCAAGACUAUAAAACAAUUCUCAUAAAUGGAAAAAAAAAA
This is a messenger RNA of Rana temporaria (common frog), 5958 nucleotides long. RefSeq lists its product as uncharacterized. Gene Ontology annotation, biological process: actin cytoskeleton organization. The record is from RefSeq and is a predicted model, not a curated record. Lineage: Eukaryota; Metazoa; Chordata; Amphibia; Anura; Ranidae. Gene Ontology annotation, cellular component: plasma membrane; cell junction; cortical actin cytoskeleton. The transcript is spliced from 30 exons. The coding region runs from base 264 to 5426 and encodes 1720 amino acids. Gene Ontology annotation, molecular function: phospholipid binding; actin filament binding.